AAAAUGGGUGAACUAAAACCAUAUUUGGCAAUGUUUGUGGUGCAAUUGAUAUAUUCAGGGCUAACCCUGCUGUCUAAGGCUGUGUUUAACAGGGGAAUGAAUACCUUUGUGUUCAUAUUUUAUAGACAGCUGAUUGGUGCACUUGUUUUGGUUCCUCUGGCCUUCAUACUUGAGAAAAAAACAGUAGUGUCAGUGUCACUUUCCUUUUCAACCUUCUGCAAGAUUUUUGUGUCUUCAUUUUUCGGAGUAACUUUGACUAUAAAUAUGCAAGCUAUUGCCCUUGUUUACACGUCUGCCACUUUGGCUGCUGCAAUUGUCAAUUCUCUCCCCGCAUCUACGUUUUUCUUUGCUGUGCUGCUCAGAAUGGAGAAGGUAAAUAUAAGGACAAAAAGUGGAGUUACAAAGAUAGCAAGUGUGUUCGUGUGCCUGGUUGGUGUAGCCACCCUUGCUUUUUACAAGGGACCACAGUUAAGGAUUGCUCAUUACUACAAUGAUAAGAGUCCACAUCAUGAGGAUCAUUUUUCAUCCAGCAAAAGAUGGGUAUUAGGCUCUGUAGUCUUGUUCAUAAGCGUCAUCAUCUGGAGCAUUUGGCUCGUAAUUCAGGCUCAAAUUCUUAAAAGCUACCCUGCAAAGCUGAAGUUCACGAGCCUUCAGUGCCUGUCAAGUUCAAUCCAAUCAUUUUGUAUUGCUAUAGCUUUUGAAAGAGAUAUUGAGCAGUGGAAGUUGGGUUGGGACAUGAAACUGCUUGCAGUUGUUUACUGUGGGACACUAGUGACUGGACUCAUCUACUACUUGCAAGCUUGGGCUAUCCAAAAGAGAGGACCAGUUUUUCCUGCGAUGUGGAACCCGCUAAGUUUUGUCAUUGCUACCACGGGUUCUAUAUUUCUCUUGGGCGAGCCCCUACUUUUGGGAAGGUCAGAGUUACAAUGCUUCGGAUAC
Vigna umbellata (rice bean) is the source of this 939-nucleotide messenger RNA. Lineage: Eukaryota; Viridiplantae; Streptophyta; Magnoliopsida; Fabales; Fabaceae. The record is from RefSeq and is a predicted model, not a curated record.